Cajanus cajan (pigeon pea) is the source of this 1112-nucleotide messenger RNA. RefSeq lists its product as uncharacterized. NCBI's taxonomy places the organism in Eukaryota, Viridiplantae, Streptophyta, Magnoliopsida, Fabales, Fabaceae. The record is from RefSeq and is a predicted model, not a curated record.
UCUGUUUUUACAUAACAAAUUGAGGAUUCAAUAUAAUAGAUGUGUUUUGGCUAGUUCUGGAAACAGUAAAAAAUGAUGAAAUGGAUCCGCGGUGAGCAUAAGCAUGGGUCUUAAACCUUAUCUUGAAAUCGAAAUAGGGUGAUGGUUGUAAAAGAUGAGUGGAGAAGGAGAAUCAAGGAAAGUGAGAAAAAUAGAGACGCCAGUGAUAAUAGCGAUGAAGGGACACCCAGGAAGUGGGAAAAGCACGUUAGCAAAGUGCAUAGCCUCAUCUCUUAAAAUCGCUUUAUUAGACAAAGACGAUAUAAAAGACUGCACCGUCUCCUUGCAGCCUCACCUAACCCUAACCUCACCGGGCUCCAUCCUCAACGACCUCUCCUACCACGCCAUCUGGCAGGUCGCCUCCACCCAGCUCCGCCUCCGCCUCAGCGUCAUCCUCGACUCCCCCCUCUCCCGCCGCGCCCACCUCGACCACCUCCGCCGCCUCGCAGACUCCGCCGCCGCCCGCCUCCUCCUCAUCGAGUGCAGGCCCGCCGACCGCGCCGAGUGGCGCCGGAGGCUGGAGGAGCGCGGCGGCGGCGGAGGCGGACACAAGCCGGCCUCGUGGGAGGAGCUGGAGAAGCUUGUGGAAGGGUACGCGGGAUGCACGGAGUACGACGUGGGCGACGUGCCCAAGCUGGUGGUGGAUACAACCGCUAAAGUGCCUUUGGAGGAGAUAUGUUCCGCUGCAUUGGACUUCAUCUACGCUCACGCUGAGGUUUAGCCACGUGCCUUUCAUCCUUACUAUUCAUGCCACUCAGGGUGGAUUGAUGGACUUAGAUACAAGAUCUUGAAUUCUGGACAUAGAUGAGGUGAGUAGAACAUUGAAAUCCUAAUCAUCGGUCAUAAAAGAAGCAAAUUUACAUCGGACCCACUCGCUUUAAGAAAGUGGAUGCCUAUUCUGCCACUGAAAACUUCAACACGGGGUAUCUCUCUCUAGCAUUAUUUUUUUUCUUCUGUCUAUUUAAAAUUAUUUAUAAUUUUGGCGAAUGCAAUACUUCAAUAUUCCACCACCGUUCCAACUUUGUUUUCCAACUUUGUUUCUUUCUACAGUUCCACUCCCUCACAACUCGGAG